Messenger RNA from Protopterus annectens (West African lungfish), 1542 nucleotides. RefSeq names its product zinc finger and BTB domain containing 2 (gene ZBTB2). Gene Ontology annotation, biological process: regulation of cytokine production; negative regulation of transcription by RNA polymerase II; regulation of immune system process. The record is from RefSeq and is a predicted model, not a curated record. Lineage: Eukaryota; Metazoa; Chordata; Ceratodontiformes; Protopteridae. Gene Ontology annotation, molecular function: protein binding.
AUGGAUCUUGCCAAUCAUGGACUUAUUCUGCUACAACAGCUAAAUGCUCAGCGAGAAUUUGGUUUUCUUGACUGUACAGUGGCCAUUGGCGAUGUCUAUUUUAAAGCACACAAAUCUGUGCUUGCAUCAUUUUCUAACUACUUCAAAAUGCUUUUUGUUCACCAAACCAGUGAGUGUGUCCGUCUAAAGCCAAAUGAUAUACAACCUGAUAUUUUUAGCUAUCUUUUGCACUUGAUGUACACAGGAAAAAUGGCACCACAGCUGAUUGAUCCAAUUAGAUUAGAGCAAGGAAUAAAAUUUCUUCAUGCCUAUCCUUUAAUUCAGGAAGCAAGUAUAGCUAGCCAUGGAGCCAUUCCGCACCCUGAUCAGGUAUUUCCAUUAGCUUCAUCACUUUAUGGCAUUCAGAUUGCUGAUCACCAGCUUGGACAUCCCAAUAAAAUCACACCUGCAGCAGAAAAACAUGGACGAGAGUCAAGACCACAUCCUCCUAGACUGAAUCAGGACAGAGUACCUGAAAGUGUGCAGAUCCCUCCGGUAUCAUCUGUUUCCCAAGUGACACAGCCCAGUAAUUUCUCUGACUCUCUGCACUCUGAUGCUUCAGCUGAACUGGCACCUCCUGUUCCACCUCCAGGGGAAGAGCCCAAUAUGGAGACAUCUUCCAUCGAUGAGCAGCCUACACCACUUACGAUAACACAUGUCAAGCCAAGUAUAAUGAAAAGGAAUGGCAGUUUCCCGAAGUACUAUGCUUGCCAUCUUUGUGGAAGAAGAUUCAACUUGAGAAGCCAUCUGCGUGAACACCUCCAGCUUCAUACAGGGAUGUCCCUGCCUGUCCCUAACCAUGGAGAAAUAACCAAUUCCCCAUCAGUUGGUAACAAUGCAGUAGAUUUUGGCAAGGAUACUUACGAAACUCCAGAGACAGGGAUUAUUAGUGACAGUGAGUUACAACACAUGACAGAUUCACCAAUGAUUGAUGGGCAGCAACAACAAGCUGAAACUCCUCCUCCAACUGAUAUUGCAGAUAUUGACAACUUGGAACACUUGGACCAAGAAAGAGAGGUAAAAAGGCGGAAGUAUGAGUGCUCUAUCUGUGGUCGGAAAUUUAUCCAAAAAAGCCACUGGAGAGAGCAUAUGUACAUUCACACUGGCAAGCCUUUUAAGUGCAGUACUUGUGAUAAAAGUUUCUGUAGAGCAAAUCAGGCUGCCAGACAUGUGUGCCUUAAUCAGAGCUCUGAAACAUACACUGUAGUUGACAAACAAACUCUGGAACUGUGCUCCUUUGAAGAAAGUGGUCAGCUAGAUAACAUGUUACUUCAGCCGAAUAAACCAUACAAAUGCAAUCUUUGCGAUAAGACUUUUUCAACACCCAAUGAGGUUGUGAAACAUUCAUGCCAGAGCCAAAGCUCGGAAGGGUUUGCCCCUGUUUCUGAAGAAGGGAAAUUUACAAUAGCAGAAGAUGAAGUGUCAGAAACUGUACAAAGUGAGCAGGGGCACUCUGUGUCGACACCUAUCAAGAAAGAAAACGAAUCUAUUUUGUUAGAUUAA